Messenger RNA from Dermacentor silvarum, 951 nucleotides. RefSeq lists its product as uncharacterized. Gene Ontology annotation, molecular function: protein binding. Bases 1 to 951 code for a protein of 316 amino acids. The transcript has 5 exons. The record is from RefSeq and is a predicted model, not a curated record. Lineage: Eukaryota; Metazoa; Arthropoda; Arachnida; Ixodida; Ixodidae.
AUGUGCGCAAACCUGAAGUUCACGGAUCCUGGAACCACCUCUGCCAAUGAUCCUGGCAACAUCUUUGACUGGCACCACGAUCACUUCAGCAUCUGGACGAGACGCAUUGGGAAAACUACGACUAUUUUUUCUCACUCUCUUUCGCCCUUCCAUUUUUCAGACUUUCCACGCCCCGUUGUAACAAGAGCGGAAUCUACAAGCAGCAGCUCGUUCGAACUUGCCUGGACAUUCCCUAAAGAUGACAUCCGCCUCUACGACGGCUUCAGUGUGAAGUACUGUCCGAGUAGCACUGCAUUGUGUAUCAAGACUCAAACCAAGGAAAAAAAGCUUACUGUGCAGGGGCUGAAUCCUGACACCACCUUCGCAAUUGAAGUGCGGGCACAGUUCAGAAAAACAGACGGUAAUCUGCUGCUCGGGCCUCCAGCAUCGGAGUCUGUCACUACGUGGAAAGACGUCCCCGACUUCCGUAUCACCUAUGAAACCAACAUUCAAGAAGACGUUGGAACCCAUUUGCUGAGCUGGGAGUGCGUCAAGAGCGACCUCGAUUACAUCCAGUACAGGACAACGGAGACAGGAAACUGGACCACGUGUUCCGAUUCGGCUGACUGCGAUGCCACCGUUAAUCAUGUGCGAACCACGAUGUUCUCAAGUGGAUACUUAAGGCUGACCAUCCAACAAAUACCGCUAAGCGAAGAGGAGGUUUGGUUCCGCGGCUGCAAUGACCAUGGAUGCGGACAAGAACACUCUUUGUCACUCUACUCGCUUGUUUCCGGUAAUGAUUCUGCAUUUUUCGAAACUGUCAUCCGUAGGUGCUGCGAAGAGGAAACGCAACCACAACGCGAGAGGGAUGGGAGGCCCUGCUCUCCAGCUCGGAGGCGGCGGCCCAGAGAGCUGCCACACUCCAGGCCAGCCGCAGAGCACACGCCAGCGGACGGGCCCCGACCAACCUGA